AGCAUGAACUUGUUCGAACACGAGAUCGAUCAGGCUUUUUAAAAACAGGUCUAGUCGCGAAGGUCAACAUUAACUAUAUCACUUAAGGCUUAGCCAUAGGAAGUAUAGGAUAUUUGGAAGUCACUACUGUAAAAAUGAGUGUCUGUGUGUAUGGAAUUGAACCUAUGGAAUUUGCUUUUCCUGAUGAAGACUUAGCCAUAUCCAGUUCCAGUGACAUAGAUACAAAGUUUGAUGAAGCAGUAGGUCACAUUGAAGAUAUUAUAAUGGAAGAUGAAUUUCAGACUUUACAGAAUAAUUUUAUGGAAAAAUAUUACCUUGAAUUUGAGGACACAGAAGAAAACAAAUUCUGUUACACAGAUAUACACAGAGAAUAUAUAGAGCUUGUAGAAAAGUACCUAGAAGCAGAAUUAUCAAAAAGAAUUGAAAGUUUUUCCAUGGGAGAAUUCACCAAAACAAUCAUGGAACGAAAAAAUGAGCUGGAGGGAGAAAUCUUUGAAAUGCUGCUGACCUUUAGUGACUUUAUGGCUUUCAAGGAAAUGUUUCUGGAUUACAGAGCUGAGAAGGAGGGUCGCAAUGUAGAUCUGAGUAUGGGAAUCACAGUUACGUCAAUGCAUGGAGGUCCAGAGGAUGAUGAUGACCAUGAUAUGAACGAUCAUGAUAUGCACUUCGGUGGUGGAUUUUCAUUAACGGGACAUUCUUUUGGACAACAACACUGAUACUUAGAAUUUAGUAGUUUUCUUUUCAAAUUUACAGUUACAUUGCCAACAUGCAUUGUAUUUUUUUUUUUCAAAACACAAUUUUUUAAUCUCUACCUCCGUCCAAUAUUUUGUAAACUUUUGUUUAUUUUAUAUUUAAAAUGGAGCUGCAUUCUUUGGAUCACUGAUUUUAAAGGUUUAUUGUAUGUCAUUGUCUUAAAAGAUAUCCUCCUUGUUCCUUGGAUCCAUUUUCUGUUUUUGACAGGAUUUUUAAAGUGUACAUUCCAGAUAAGUUGGCGAGAAAAAUUACAUCAAUAUCUUCUAUGUUUACUUUGCACUCAGAAUGGACCUUUUCCCUGAAAUUUAUAGUUUUAAUGUGUUCAAAUAAAAAAAAAUUAGCAUGAAAAUAAUUGCACAUAAAGGUCCAUUCAAUUUAAUGGAGUAUCAACUUAAAGAUAAUGAACUUUAUUUCUUCUUUUCUCUACCUGAGGAACAUGUUUAUACAACUGUAUCCGUCCAUAUACAUGUGUUAACAUUUGCAGAAUAGUAGAGCUAAAAAUGGGGGCAUAAACAUCUUUUUAAAAAUACAAUUUUGUAGACUGUUUUACAUUCCUAUUCAAUACUUUCUUUGAUUUUCAAGAUGUAUGUGAAGUACCAGGUCCAUAUAAAAAUUGUGCUGUGAAAAUGGACUGCACUGUAUAUGUGCUUUGUUUUUGAGCCACCCUGUGGCAGUUGAUGCGCAAGAUUGGUGUUAUUGUUAAGAACAUGGAUGUUCUUGUUAUAAAGAUAGUAGCUUACAAGUGUAUUUGUAUAUUUGAGUCUAUAAAGCUCUGUUGUAUGUAAAUACUCUUUUGUCAUGAGCUGUAUAAAGUUUGUGAAAUCUCCAUGUUUCAAUCUCCAUGUUUCAUUGUAUUGUUACGUAUGCUGUAAUUUCCUACUGCACUACUAUUUUGUUAUCCAUGUACAUCACACAGUAGCUAACAGCCAGCUUUGUUGUCUCCUCUGUUUAUUCUAAUCAGUUUGUAUAACUGCUUGUGAAGUAAGAUUGCUUAGUGAAAGUAAGACAUUGUAGAGCAUGUAUAGUAUCACUGGAGUAUACUAUGUGGGAGAGAAAUGUUUUAACUGUACAUUAGAAGGAUGUGUGUAAUGAAUUGUGGGAGUGAUGCUUUGUUUUGUGUGAACACUGUUUAUUUCUAUGGAAAAAAUAUAUAUUAUUUAUUAUUGAAACUGUCUUGAUAUUAAAAAAUCAAAUCACAUAA
Messenger RNA from Saccostrea echinata, 1954 nucleotides. Its product is annotated as ADP-ribosylation factor-like protein 2-binding protein. NCBI's taxonomy places the organism in Eukaryota, Metazoa, Mollusca, Bivalvia, Ostreida, Ostreidae. The record is from RefSeq and is a predicted model, not a curated record. Gene Ontology annotation, biological process: positive regulation of tyrosine phosphorylation of STAT protein; maintenance of protein location in nucleus. Bases 135 to 716 code for a protein of 193 amino acids. The transcript is spliced from 7 exons. Gene Ontology annotation, cellular component: mitochondrial intermembrane space.